AUGUCUGCUCCUCCGUUCAAUGCGCUCACUCUCUACACGGCAGGGACGCCCAACGGGUUGAAACCGGCCAUCGUCCUCGAGGAACUGGGACUCAAAUACGAGGUCCGCGCCAUCAACCUCAUGACCAACGAGCAAAAGGAGCCGUGGUUCCUCGAGAUCAACCCGAAUGGCCGUAUCCCCGCGCUCAAGGAUGGUGACCUCCGCGUCUUCGAGAGCGGUGCCAUCAUGCUGUACCUCGCGGACCUGUAUGACAAGGAGAAGAAGUUCACGUACGAGCACGGCAGUGCGCUCUACUACGAGAUGAUGAGCUGGUUGAUGUUUCAGAUGGGCGGUGUCGGGCCCAUGCAAGGACAAGCCAACCACUUCCGCGCCAUGGCGCCCGUGUAUUCGGCCUACGGCAUCAAGCGCUACCUCGACGAGACCAAGCGCCUGUACGGCGUGCUGGAGAUCCGCCUCUCCAAGGCCGACUGGCUCGCCGGGGACAAGUACACCAUCGCCGACAUUGCAAACUACUCGUGGGUGCGCGCGGGCCCGCUCUUCCUCGACAUCGACAUCACCGAGUUCCCCGGCGUGGAGAAGUGGUUGAAGCGCAUCGAGGAACGGCCCGCCGUGCAGAGGGCCAGAAAGGUCCCCAGCCCCGGCCGGACGGACGAGGAAAUGGCCAAGUUGAUCAAGGACAUGAAGGCCCGCAUGGACUCGUUGAAGGGCACGGAUAAGGACGAGCCGGCGAAGGUCUGA
Molecule: messenger RNA, 738 nt
Organism: Fonsecaea monophora
Lineage: Eukaryota; Fungi; Ascomycota; Eurotiomycetes; Chaetothyriales; Herpotrichiellaceae
Exons: 2
Coding region: 1-738 (245 amino acids)
Source: RefSeq, a predicted model, not a curated record